CACGCUCGACCUGCCCAUUGGCUAGCUUGCCAGCAUAUGCGACGAAGGGAUCCUGAUCCUGCAUCGAGAACACCACCCGUAAUUGCAAGACUAUUCCACGUCCACCGAUUUGCUGCACAAAAGAGGAAAAGAUAAAGGAAGACCUUCAGCAAGAUGGCCACCACCCCGCUCGACAUGGCGACGUACAUACCACCGGACUCCUCUCAGCCCCCCGCCGAUUUUGUCCUGCGCCUAACGGUCUCCGCCUCGAUUCCACACCAUCGCACGCCGCUUUCUCCUCUGCACUUCCUCCUCCGCGCGGCGCUGAUCGUUCCGGACAAGCUUGCGCUCGUGCACCCAGAGAAGGGCUAUCGCUUUACCUACUCACAGUGGGCCGCAAGGACGUUGAGUCUGACGUUCGCGAUCAACCGUCUACCUGGCUGGAAGAGGGGUGAGAAGGUUGCGGUGAUUGCGCCGAAUACGCCCCUCAUCCUUGAAGCGCACAACGGCAUCCUCGCCGCUGGUGGCAUCAUCGUGCCGAUCAACAUACGAAAUACACAGGCCGAAGUCCGCUACGUUCUCUCGCAUGCCGGCGUGCGCGCCAUCCUCGUCGACUCGGAAUUCGAGCACCUCGUCCCACGCGACCCGCAUCUGGACGGCGGCAAGGCGGGAGUGGCGGUGAUCGUCUCUCACGACACUGGCGGACGCGCGGGGUCCAUCGCCGAUGCCUAUGAGGGAUUUUUGGCUGAGGGAAGGCGGUACUGGGAAGAGGUGCAGCGAAAAGAGCUCGAGGCGGUCAGGAACCUGGUUUUACCUGAGUAUGCGGCACGCCGGGACUGGGAGCUGAUCGAGGUCACGAGCAACGAGGACGAGGCCUGUGCGCUGUGUUACACGAGCGGGACGACUGGCAGGCCAAAAGGUGUGCUCACGACCCACAGGGGCAGCUACCUCGCUGCUCUUUCCAAUGCAUAUGAGUCGAAGAUCGACCGGUUUUCCGUCUAUCUAUGGGUGCUGCCUGCUUUCCACGCUUGCGGCUGGACAUACGUCUGGGCGAUCAACGCAGCAUUUGCAACGCACUACAUCCUGCGCAAGGUGGAUUAUGACGUGAUCUGGCACGCGCUUACGCAUUCAGGCGUCACGCACUACUGCGGCGCGCCAACUGUCCAACUUGCGAUUGUCCACCACCCGGACGCCAAGAAAGUUAACGUGGACGGAAGAGGCGUCGUACGUGUCGCCGUGGCCGCGAGUGCGCCGACUGCAAGUCUGCUGGGCAAGAUGGAGGCGCUCGGGCUGGAGCCUAUUCAUGUCUAUGGGCUUACGGAAAGUUAUGGACCCCUGGUUCAGCGCUAUCCGGACCCAGAGUGGAAGUCGCUCAAUGUCGAUGAACGAGCUCGGUUGAUGGCGCGCCAGGGUCACGGCUUCCUUGCAGCCGACGAGGCGCGCGUCUUCAAGCGACCUGAAGACUUUGACGGCGACUGGUCCAAGGUGCACGGCCCAUUGCGGCCGGUCAAGCGCGACGGAAAGGAGCUCGGAGAAAUUGCGCUGCGCGGCAACCUUGUCAUGCUCGGCUACUUCCAAGACGCCGCGGCCACCAGCAGGGUCAUGAAGGACAAUUGGUUCAUGACGGGCGACUUGGCCGUGCGCCAUCCCGGCGGCGAGGUCGCCAUCCUCGACCGCGGCAAAGACCUGGUCAUUUCUGGCGGCGAAAACGUGUCGUCGCUGAUGGUCGAGCAGGAGCUGGCUGCGCAUCCGGAUGUGCUGGAGUGCGCACUCAUCGCGCGGCCGCACCCAAAGUGGUCGGAGUCCGGGCACGCGUUCGUAGUGCUCAACUCGUGCGCACUGCAGCGUGAGGGCGGCUACGCGAACGUCAAGAGCGGCGCCGCUGCCACUGCAAGGAUGCACGAGAGCUUCAGAGCGCAUUGCAAAGCCCGCAUGAGCGGCUUCGCUGUGCCGCAGUGGUUUGAGAUCGUCGACGAGCUACCGAAGACAAGCACGGGCAAGGUGCAGAAGAACGUGCUUAGGGAACGCGUCAAGGGCUACGAUGACAAGCAGAGCAAGUUGUGAUGCUUACUCUAAUACGGAGAGCUUUGGCACUUCAUAGGACUGUAUAUAUUCAAAACGACUUUUCGAAGACAGUAUGAUGCAGUGGUGAGCUGGGUAAAAUCCUCUGGAGACCUGUCAAUGAGGUCUAUCGUGUAGAGCUAAAUGCGUAAAGCCAACGGAAAUGGAGU
This is a messenger RNA of Tilletiaria anomala UBC 951, 2210 nucleotides long. Its product is annotated as acetyl-CoA synthetase-like protein. Lineage: Eukaryota; Fungi; Basidiomycota; Exobasidiomycetes; Georgefischeriales; Tilletiariaceae. The coding region runs from base 154 to 2043 and encodes 629 amino acids. The record is from RefSeq and is a predicted model, not a curated record. The transcript is spliced from 6 exons.